Bactrocera latifrons is the source of this 1528-nucleotide messenger RNA. RefSeq lists its product as uncharacterized. The record is from RefSeq and is a predicted model, not a curated record. The transcript has 2 exons. NCBI's taxonomy places the organism in Eukaryota, Metazoa, Arthropoda, Insecta, Diptera, Tephritidae. The coding region runs from base 769 to 1089 and encodes 106 amino acids.
UUACCCCCGUCGUCUAGACGUGGCGCCCCAAACGCGCCUUACUACGCGGUGGAGACCUUACCGCUACCGUCAUCUCCCCUUCACCACCCGACGUAGAGUCGUCCACGACUAUAGAAGCGGCAGAAUCUCUGCUUCCAGCGAGGGUCUUCGUCCUCCUCUUCCGUCCAGGAGGCAUCUCACUUUCCGACUCACCCUUCAGUCGAACUGAUCCGCUGGCGUACCACUAGCGUAGAAAGCUCUUGGCCAGAAAGAUUCUGGAGCAGCUGCUCUCCAGAUGCGAGCGUCUGAACGCGCUGAAAAGUGCGACCCACGCGAAGGCCCGCUCAAUAAAAGUGACCACCCAAGCGGUCGAUUAUAGCGCGCUCGCAGUGGCACAGCCCACAACCCCAACCACUCAAUUGGACACCGGACGGACAAUGUCCCCGUAAGGGUCCGGAGUCGACCGAUGUGGCGCUGAGCCGAAUCGCACAGUGGGCUAAACGGUUCGCUUUUACGACCGUUGGUCCUCGCAGCAGUCGCAAUCCCCAACGCUGGACAGACGCUUGCACCCUUUGGGCAAUCCUGUCCAGAUCUUCCACACACUGAGCCAACUAAGCGCCAGAUGCUCAGCACAGAUCUACUGUCAGGCAGUCCAGUCAGCAAGAACGCCAACAACACGGUGCUGCACUGUAUGCGCUCCUUAAUCGUACCCAAGUGUGGAGUAAAACACAUUGGGCGAGUUCCAAGUUGCAUGUUGCUUUGUAUUUGUACAAAGUAUCGAGUUCCUGAAUGCAACCUGCUUAUAAUAUGCAAUGUAUCGAGUUCCGAUUAACAUUUUAUGCGUUAUCGAUACGCAUAAAUCAAGCAUAUGACGCAUCAGAAAUUUUGAUUACGCUCAAACAAAACAUAAUGGCUGAAGAAGAAAGUGAUAAAAAGUGGACGCAUGAAAGGAAGCUUUUGCUUUUAAAUAAAAGGCUGUCCAAUGAAGUUGAUUUUUGCGCCAAAAGGAAAAAGAAGUCCGUCCUUUGGGAAAAGGUGCUCCGUGAAAUUAAGGGAGUAGAUGCAGAGUUUCCUUUUUCAUGGGAUGACAUAACCAGAAAGUUUAAAUAAAACGUCUGGAGAGGCUAAAACGUGGGAGUUUUUUGAUCAAAUGGACGAAAUUUAUGGAACCAGGACCGACAUCGUUGUACCAGAGGAACUUUUGGAUUCAUCUUUAAGUGACAUAUUAUCUGGUAUAAAUGAUCACAUCGCAGAUGACGCUAAUAGUGACACAGAUAAAGAACCCCCACGAAAACGGGCUCGAUGCGAUGUUUUGGACUUCUUUCGCGCUGAAAGCCAAGAAGAUAAAAAGUUUUUGAGGGAAUUUUUGGACUGUGAAAAAGAAAAGCUAAAAGUGGAACGGGAAAAGGUUGAAGAGAUGAAGAAGCUGCGUGAGGUUUUGUCCAACAUUCGUAAUUAAAACGCUGAUAAAUUGGUCAUUAAAAGUAGUACGUGUAAAACGUAAUAAUAAUUAUAUUAUUUCAUACAAUGUGCUAUUUUUUAAUACCAA